AUGGCACCCAGCGGGCACUGGAACGAUGUUAACUUCCUCCACGACCUCGUCGUAGCCUUCUACCAAGUCGGCAUCGACGCCAAUGCUCUCACUGCAGACAUGCGCAAAGACAUCGCCGCUCGCAUGAAGACCAUGAAGCACGACGUCACCUGGGAGGGCAUCAGCUUCACAAACGAGCAAAUGUCCAAGAUUAUGGACGAGUUGCGCACUCGGGAGUAUACCUUUACAGAGAGUGCUCUUCGGUGA
This is a messenger RNA of Metarhizium album ARSEF 1941, 246 nucleotides long. RefSeq lists its product as uncharacterized. The transcript has 2 exons. Lineage: Eukaryota; Fungi; Ascomycota; Sordariomycetes; Hypocreales; Clavicipitaceae. The coding region runs from base 1 to 246 and encodes 81 amino acids. The record is from RefSeq and is a predicted model, not a curated record.